CGACUUCUGACCCAUUGCCAAUUUUCUGACGGAUACACCCGUGCUCAUGAUUCACCUGCUAUGGAUCCUGCUUCAUGAGAUUUUACCUGUUGCUGCCGUGGCGAUGUACUCGAUAGCAACAUAUUACUCGGAUGAUGUUUGCAGUUCCAACUAUGCGUAUCAAGUUCACGCAGUCGAAGUCGCCAAUUGUACUUCGCUGACCUGUUCGAAUGAUGGACUUCUGACAGCUUCCACAUCCGACGAUGCGGAGUCGAUCGAGUGCUCCACAGACUACGUGACCAGUAUGAUAAGCAUGCUGAAUGACGUCUCCUAUAUCAUCGUUCUGAGAUUUGAGGACAACAAUUGCUCCACCUUGCACUAUGGUUAUGGCACCACAACACUUGGACGGUGCGCCGAGAACAAGCAUACCGGAGGAUACUCGACCAGCAUCCUACACAGUGACGGAUCGGCAGAUAUUCAGUAUUUCUCCGAUUCGAGUUGUUCAGUGGCAUAUGCGUCCGAGACUGUCAAUAACUCCGCCAAGGCAAACCACGAAUGCAGCUCAAGCAACUAUGUGUGGUAUACAAGCAGAGGACCGGAAAUUUCGAAUGAUAACCCCACUGCAACUAUCAGCUCUCGGGACGGCAGUCACAGCGGACACAGUAACUACGACCACAUUCCCCAAGAAGCUUCGGAUUCCUCCAGUGAUGUUAGUGCUCUUACUAUCGUCUGUUCUGCCUUUAGCUGCAUUAUGCUCGCACAAGUUGCUGUCAUCAUUGUCUUGUAUAGACGAUUGAAAAAGCAAACACCAGUGGAGACUCGAAGUGGUCUUUGGGACGACGACACCAUCACUGCUACUCGAAUUCCUCGGAACAAGAUCUCUAUCAAGAAGCUUCUAUGUCGGGGUGCUUUUGGAGAAGUUUACUGUGGAUUCUUCAAUGGCCAACAAGUAGCCGUCAAGAUGCUGCUAUCAGCCACGCGUUCCAAUCUCCAGCACGUCAACGAAUUUCUGACCGAAGCAAAAAUGACUGCCAUGAUGGAUCACCCACAUAUCGUCUACUAUGUCGGUGUCGCGUGGGACUCUCUCUCAGAUCUUUGCGUUGUUCUCGAGUUCAUGGACGGUGGAGACUUGCGAACACUCUUGAAUAAAUAUGAAGCAGAGCACCAUCCUAUCGGUAUCGAUAGGGAGAAAGCCAUAAUUGCGCUUCAUAUUUGCCAUGCUUUAACAUAUCUGCACUCCUUACGUUCGCCAGUUAUUCACCGAGAUCUCAAGUCACGCAACGUCUUAUUAAACCAGUCAAUGACAGCCAAGCUGACCGAUUUCGGGAUUUCACGCGAACGGCUUGAUCGAACCAUGACUGCAGGCGUUGGGACUUCAUUGUGGAUGGCGCCUGAGGUGAUGCUUGGAGAACGAUACGGUGUUAAGGCGGAUAUAUUCUCGCUAGGUGUUGUGAUAUCUGAGCUGGAUGUCCACACGCUGCCCUACGCGCAAGUCAAACGACAAAGUCGUGAGACGGAGGGUCGUGAGCUUGGUGAUGCCACACUCCUGCAAAGAGUUUCAACGGGAGAAAUAACUGUGGAGUUCUCCUAUAUGAGUCCCAGCGCGGUGGUGGAGCUGGGUCGUUCCUGCGUGUCAGUCGACCCAGCAGACCGUCCGACGGCAGCUGGAGCUUUGUAUCGAUUACAAGUCAUUCUGACCCAAGAGCUGUCGUCAUCCUGCAACGAUGUUCUUUGAAAUUUUUUUCAGCUGAGGAGUUAUCGUGCAUCAGCCAGUUUGAGCGCUUCUUCUAACUUGGAUAGAUAUGAUGGAUGCAAGUGAGUGCCGUCUAAUCGAAAUUCUGGUCGAAGCUGUAGAUCUUACGUGUUAGCAAAUUAUGUUAAAGUUUCCCAUGUAUUAGUUGUGCCUACCUUUGGCGGAUCUCCACACACCAAGUCAUCGUGGAAGUCCAGCCACCUGAACAAGCAAGAUAUGAUAGAUGAAAAAAAAAAUAAAGUUGCGAUGUAAUAGAGUACGUCUUACCUGCU
Molecule: messenger RNA, 2004 nt
Organism: Phytophthora nicotianae INRA-310
Lineage: Eukaryota; Oomycota; Peronosporomycetes; Peronosporales; Peronosporaceae
Product: TKL protein kinase
Exons: 1
Coding region: 47-1714 (555 amino acids)
Biological process (GO): protein phosphorylation
Molecular function (GO): ATP binding; protein kinase activity
Source: RefSeq, a predicted model, not a curated record